GGCCCACAAACAGUUCAGCGUGGACAUGCGGCUCAAGCUGGUCGCUGUCGGUAGUGCGGUUGUAGUGUUUCCGGUGCGGCACUGAGGACAGUGUAGGGUGACAAGAAGAAAAAAACCGAAAAUGUGUGCAUCCCCAGUAGUGUACAGUAGUAAUCGUGUAAUUCUUGAUUGAGUCAUUCAGCUGUUGUGUGAAAGAAAGAAUAAAUUAAAGCUGUGAACCGUAGUGACGAGCUCGCUACGUAAAUAACCCGCAACCAUGGCGUCUACCUCGCGCUGGAGCAAGUUUGUGUUGCUCCUGUGGAAGAACUGGAUCAUCCAGAAGCGUCACUACAUACAGACGCUGUUCGAGAUCCUGAUACCGGUGUUAUGCUGUGCGAUGUUAAUAGUCGUCCGUGGGUUGGUCGACCCAGAUCAGGUGUUGAAGCCAACGAUCUUUGAGCGUUUACCAAUAGGAUCGCUUAGUGAUCUUGAAGGUGCUUUUCCUCCCGUAACGUUCAGUUUGGCAUACUCGCCACAAAAUGAGGUACUUGAGAAGCUGCUACAGGACGCAGUGGAUGAGGAGAUUAGGGGCCGAACGGUGACACUGAUGCCGUUGGCAAAUGCGCGCGAACUGGAGAGUCGACUGAUGCUGAGCAACUACAUCGGAGGGAUCGAGUUCCCGGACAGCUAUGCCAAUGUUACAGAGCUGCCUCAGAAGCUACGGUACGCCGUCCGUCUUCCGGGUGAGCUACGUUUCACCGGCUGGACGUUCGGUAAUUGGCGCACCAACUUCAUGGUCGUCCCGUUCGUGCAAGGGCUGCGAAACGCGAACCAAUCGGACGGUGGCAGCCCGAACUAUUUGCGUGAAGGGUUCCUCGCCCUUCAGGCGGCCAUUUCGCGUACCUUCAUCCGGCGGCAGAAUGCCCAAUACGCGCUGCCGGAUGUGUCACUGCAGCGCUUUCCUUAUCCACCGUACUACGAAGAUUUGGUGCUGGUAGCGAUGGAACGAUUGCUGCCGAUGAUUAUACUGAUAUCGUUCUUCUACACCUGCAUCAACACGGUCAAGUUUAUCACGAUCGAGAAGGAGAAGCAGCUGAAGGAGGCGAUGAAGAUUAUGGGCCUGCCGAACUGGCUGCACUGGACGGCGUGGUUCGUGCGGUGUCUCAUCCUGCUGCUGAUAACCAUUUCGCUGCUAGUGUUUCUGAUCAGUGCAAAUCUAACAUCAAACACCGACUUAUCCGUCAUCGAGUACGCCGACUGGACGGUGCUGUGGUUCUUCUUCCUCACCUACAUUCUGGUGACGAUCUGUUUCUGUUUCAUGAUGAGUGUCUUCUUCAACAAAGCGAACACUGCCGCUGGAAUUGCCGGACUAAUGUGGUUCCUGUUUGCCAUCCCGUUCAACAUUGCCGUGCAGAACUACGACGAGAUGGCGAUGGGCACGAAGAUGGUUUCCAGCCUGCUCUCCAACACGGCCAUGUCGUUCGGCAUCAUGAACAUCAUACGGCUCGAGGCGAACCAGGUCGGGUUGCAGUGGCACAAUCUGUUCUCGGCCCCCUCGAUGGGAGACGACUUCAGUGUGGGGCUGGUGAUUGUAAUGUUCCUGGUGGAUGCGCUGCUCUAUCUUGGCAUCGCGCUCUACUUCGAGCAGGUAAUGCCGGGCGAGUUCGGUGUAGCCAAACCGUGGAAUUUCCUUUUCACGCGUGAUUUCUGGAAGCGCAAUCGGAUCGAGGACGGGCCCGGUAUGCGGCAGAAGAUGGAAAGCUCGGCAUACUUCGAGCAGGAACCGAACAUCGACCGUGCCGGUGUGCGGAUCGUGAAUUUGCGCAAGGUGUACGGCAAGAAGGUGGCCGUCGAGGGACUAAAUCUGAACAUGUUCGAUGGGCAGAUAACGGUGCUGCUGGGACACAAUGGGGCCGGCAAAACGACGACAAUGUCCAUGCUGACGGGAAUGUUUUCCCCGACCGCCGGUACGGCACUGGUGAACGGGUACGACAUACGGAAGGACAUUGAGGGUGUACGGUUUUCGCUUGGGCUUUGUCCGCAGCAUAACGUGCUGUUCAAUGAGUUGACCGUGGCGGAGCAUUUUAAGUUCUUCGCCCAGCUGAAGGGUGUACCGGCGGAAAAGACGGCGAGUGAAAUUGAGAAGUAUGUCACGCUGCUCGAACUGACCGACAAGCGGAACGCCCAGUCCCACACGCUGUCCGGUGGUAUGAAGCGGAAGCUGGGCGUUGGGAUUGCACUGUGCGGUGGUUCGAAGGUAGUGCUGCUCGAUGAACCCACGUCCGGGAUGGAUCCGUCCGCUCGCCGUGCACUGUGGGAUUUGAUACAGAAGGAAAAGGUCGGCCGUACGGUUAUCCUUUCCACGCACUUCAUGGACGAGGCGGAUGUGCUCGGCGACCGGAUAGCGAUAAUGGCGGAGGGAAAGCUCCGAGCGAUUGGGUCACCGUUUUUCCUGAAGAAAAGUUUGGGCGCCGGCUAUCGGUUGAUUUGUGUGAAGGAAGCGCACUGCGAUAAGCAGCGGGUGUUGGGCAUACUGCGGAAGUACAUCCCGGAGGUGCGCAUCGAAACGGACAUCGGGACGGAGCUGUCGUUCGUGUUGCGUGAGGAUUAUCUGAAGGUGUUCAAGCCGAUGCUGGAGGAGCUGGAGGAUCGGAUGGGUAGCUGCGGGAUAUCGAGCUACGGCAUCUCGCUUACCACGAUGGAGGAGGUGUUUUUACGCGCCGGAAGCGAUUCACACACCACGGAGAACUCGAUGGCGAAUGAAGGCAAUGGAUCCAUCGACAUGAGUGAAGCUAGUGAUAUUUACUCACUCGAAGGACUCACUCUGCUGGAUGGCUCCAAACGGCUGUUCCAGCAAAUUUAUGCGCAGUAUUACAAAAAGUUCCUCACGACUGUUCGAAGCUGGAUAACGCUUUCGCUUCAGAUGCUGAUACCCAUCCUGUUUGUGCUCCUAUCCUAUCUGAUCUACCUGAACUCGUCGGCCGGCCGUGAUCUUCCCGAGCUGAAGAUCAAUUUCGAUGGAUAUACCGGUUCCUUGACGGUGCUGGAAACGGCCGAGGGUCAAGAAUCGGUUACCGCGGCUUUUCGCGAGAGGUUCCGCCGAGAACCUCCGGUGCAUGAGCUGGUCGUGACUGAGGAAGACAUGAGCACUUACAUCCUGAACAAGUCAUCGCAGGACAUCGCAACAUUCAACACCCGGUACUGGGUGGGAGCAUCCCUGAGCAGUUCCGUCUGUACCGCGUGGUUCAACAACAAAGCCUACCACAGUGCCCCACUGGCCGUUAAUCUGAUCUACAACGCCAUCCUUCAAUCAUUCUGUCCCGACUGUGAGCUGCAAGUCAGCAACAAACCCUUACCCUUCCGGCUGGACACCCAACUCCAGCGGCUGGAAACGGGAGCGAACGCCGGAUUCCAGCUAGCGUUCAACACCGGCUUCGCGAUGGCAUUCGUUUCCGCCCUGUUUAUCCUGUUCUACAUCAAGGAACGUACAACGCGCGCCAAACUGUUGCAGUUCGUGAGUGGUGUAAACGUGACGCUGUUCUGGACCAUCUCCUACCUGUGGGACUACUUUGUGUUUGUGCUGUCGGCGUUGUGUUACAUCGUUACGCUGGCCAUCAUUCAGCAGGAUGGUUGGAGCACGUUCGACCAGCUCGGACGAGUGUUUCUGGUGCUACUAUUUUACGCCUUCUCGAGCCUGCCAGUGACGUAUCUGUUCGCGUACCUGUUCCACGUGCCUGCUACCGGGUUCGUGAAGAUGAUGCUGUUGAAUGUGCUGUCCGGGACAAUCUUCUUCACCGCCGUCUCUCUGCUGCGGUUCGACGGAAUCGAUCUGCAGGAUGUGGCGGACGUUCUCGAGUGGAUCUUCCUGUUUUUCCCAAGUUUCUCCCUCACGCAGAGCAUGAACGCACUGAACAUGGUGGGCGGUCGGGAAGCACUGUGCCAGCGGGCCUGUGAGCAGAUUACGAUCUGCACGGAGGAGCUCAAGUGUUUGCUGGUGCCGCAGUGUUGUGGUAUGAGUGCGUUUACCUUCGAUCAGCAGACGGGCAUCAAUCGCAAUCUGCUGUUCUUCACCGGCAUCGGUGUGGUGUCGUUCGCGAUCAUCCUGCUCGUGGACUACCGUGUGAUGAAGAAGAUUUUCUCCCGCAAACCGAAGAGUGUUGACAUGUCCGGUGAUCAGGGUGACAUUGAUUCGGACGUGUUGGAUGAGAAGCGCCGAGUCGCGGCCUGCAGUGAGGGAGAGCUGGCGUCCUACAAUCUGGUGCUGAAGGAGCUCUCGAAGAGCUACGGCAAGUUUGUGGCAGUGAACAAGCUUUCGGUCGGUGUGCGUCACUCGGAAUGUUUCGGACUGCUUGGCAUCAAUGGAGCGGGGAAAACGUCCACCUUCAAGAUGAUGACCGGUGACGAGAACAUAACGGACGGUAAUGCCUGGGUGAAUGGUAUCAAUUUGCGUACGGAUAUGAAUCGAGUGCACAAGCACAUCGGCUACUGUCCGCAGUUUGACGCGCUGCUCGAGGAUUUGACGGGCCGUGAAACGUUGCACAUCUUCGCCCUGAUGCGGGGCGUCCGGCGUCGGGAGAUUAAUGGUGUGUCACUUACGCUGGCGGAAGAGCUGAACUUUACGAAGCAUCUGGACAAGCGCACGAAAGCGUACAGUGGAGGUAAUAAGCGAAAGCUCAGCACGGCACUGGCGCUGCUUGGCAAUCCGUCCGUGGUGUAUCUGGACGAGCCGACCACGGGCAUGGAUCCGGGUGCGAAGCGACAGUUCUGGAACGUGAUUUGCAAGAUUCGCAAUUCGGGCAAAUCGAUCGUGCUGACAUCGCACAGUAUGGAGGAGUGUGAGGCCCUGUGCACCCGGCUGGCCAUCAUGGUGAACGGAGAGUUCAAGUGUCUCGGCUCGACGCAACAUCUGAAGAACAAAUUCUCCGAAGGCUUUCUGCUCACGGUCAAGACGAAGCGAUCCGAGCCGGAUGCGGCCGAGCGGGUUAAAUCGUUUGUCACCGGUCAAUUUGUGGGUGCCGUGUUAAAGGAAGAGUACCUGGACUCGCUCACGUUCCACAUCGCACGCACCGACCAACGGUGGUCGGCCAUGUUUGGUUUGAUGGAAGCAUCAAAGGCACGGCUCGGCAUCGAGGACUACGCUCUCGGGCAGACAACGCUCGAGCAGGUGUUUCUGUUUUUCACCAAAUAUCAAAGAAUCGUAGACUAAUGGGAGUGGGACUGUCGCAUGUCACACUUGCGGCAGGUUCGACAAUAGAGUUGACAUGCAAUUUACGAGCAACCAAAUUGUGAUCAAACAACGUAUUAAUCGCACCUGGUGUUGGUUUUAAGUGCUGUUAUGCAAAGCAAAGUAUUGAUCGAUGUGACCUGGGUGUGGAUGUUUUGAGUAGAAAUAUAAACAGACGCUUAUUGUCGUUAAACAAGCA
Messenger RNA from Anopheles stephensi (Asian malaria mosquito), 5402 nucleotides. RefSeq names its product ATP-binding cassette sub-family A member 3-like. The transcript has 11 exons. Gene Ontology annotation, molecular function: ATP binding; ABC-type transporter activity; ATP hydrolysis activity. Bases 257 to 5185 code for a protein of 1642 amino acids. Lineage: Eukaryota; Metazoa; Arthropoda; Insecta; Diptera; Culicidae. The record is from RefSeq and is a predicted model, not a curated record. Gene Ontology annotation, biological process: transmembrane transport; lipid transport. Gene Ontology annotation, cellular component: membrane; intracellular membrane-bounded organelle.